This is a messenger RNA of Anoplophora glabripennis (Asian longhorned beetle), 958 nucleotides long. Its product is annotated as dnaJ homolog subfamily C member 30. The coding region runs from base 188 to 808 and encodes 206 amino acids. NCBI's taxonomy places the organism in Eukaryota, Metazoa, Arthropoda, Insecta, Coleoptera, Cerambycidae. The record is from RefSeq and is a predicted model, not a curated record. The transcript is spliced from 3 exons.
UUUUGAAGUACUGAAAAUAUUAAAACCGAAUAUUAAACAUAUGACGGUGUGAUGUGAUGUAAUAAUAGAAGUAAAUAUUACAUUUUCCAAAAUUUUCCAGUUCUGAAGUCGUACAAUGUAAUCGGAACUAUCUUUUAAUCGCAUCACAUAUCGUCCUCGGUCUAAACAGCAACAUAAAACGCUCAAAAUGAAUUUCAAGAUGUCAUAUUUUCGAUUUACCCAAAAACAGAUCCGUUUCUUGUCUAGCAAAUCAAAGAACCAUUACGAAUCUCUGGGUAUACCCUCGAGUUCGACACAGAGUGAAGUAAAGACCGCUUACUAUAAACUGUCAAUGCAGUAUCACCCGGACAAAAGUCAGAGUACCGAGUCCUCGCAGAAAUUCAGAGAUAUAACAGAAGCUUACAAGGUGUUAGGAAACGCAAAAACCAGGAAGCUUUACGACAAAGGUUUGUACUUUGGCGGGGCUGCCUCCGUUACUACAGAUGACAGCACCAACAAGUUUCACAAGUCGAGAGAAACCCGUUCUCGACCACCACCGCCUACAGGCAGGACACCGAUAUACGAUUACGACGAGUGGUCUAGAAGCCACUAUGGCGCUACUUUUCAACGCCAAAUGGCGUAUAAAAGGAGAAUGCGAAUGCACAAUCAAAAACGAGAGCAGGACCUCAACGACGUCAAGCUGGAAAAAUUACUCUUCGUGCUUGGGCUUGUACUUGCUAUAUGUAUGUAUCUUUUCCGUGAUAAAACCGAUUACGACGAGGUUUCUUAUUUCUCUUUACGGCCGUCAAAACCGAAAACCCAGGAUUGACGUGACGUUUUGUCGUGUUUAUUAGGUUACGAUAUUGCCGCUAUAUAUUUAAUAAAAUCUGCUUUCCGAAAUCUUGACAACAAGGAAAAGUAGAAGAUUGAGUAGCGACUGCAACCUAUAAAUACAUUGUUACUUACGAAUGUGCAAUAA